GGGGGCGGCGGGAGCGGCGUGCCUUCCGCGCGGCCGCGAUGCUGAGCUCCCGGGCCCAGGAGGCGAUGAGCGCGGCCGACAGGGCCCUCCAGCGCUUCCUGCGGACCGGGGCGGCCGUCAGGUAUAAAGUCAUGAAGAACUGGGGUGUGAUAGGUGGACUCGCCGCUGCUCUUGCAGCAGGAAUAUAUGUUAUUUGGGGUCCCAUCACAGAAAGAAAGAAGCGUAGAAAAGGGCUUGUGCCUGGCCUUGUGAACUUGGGGAACACCUGCUUCAUGAACUCCCUGCUGCAAGGCCUGUCUGCCUGCCCCGCCUUCAUCCGGUGGCUGGAAGAAUUCACCACGCAGUACACCGGGGAUCAGAAGGAGCGCCCCCCACACCAGUAUUUAUCCUUGACACUGUUGCACCUCCUGAAAGCUCUAUCCUGCCAAGAAGUUACUGAUGAUGAGGUCUUGGAUGCAAGCUGCCUGUUGGACGUCUUAAGGAUGUACAGAUGGCAGAUCUCUUCCUUUGAAGAGCAGGAUGCUCACGAGUUAUUCCACGUCAUUACCUCGUCACUGGAAGAUGAGCGGGACCGCCAGCCCCGGGUCACACAUUUGUUUGACGUGCAUUCCCUGGAGCAGCAGCCGGAAGUCACUCCCACACAGAUAACCUGCCGCACAAGAGGGGCACCUCAUCCCACAUCCAAUCACUGGAAAUCUCAGCAUCCUUUUCAUGGGAGACUUACUAGUAACAUGGUCUGCAAACACUGUGAACACCAGAGUCCUGUUCGAUUCGAUACCUUCGAUAGCCUUUCACUAAGUAUUCCAGCUGCCACCUGGGGUCAUCCCCUGACCCUGGACCACUGCCUCCACCACUUCAUCUCAUCAGAAUCCGUGCGGGAUGUUGUGUGUGACAACUGCACAAAGAUUGAAGCCAAAGGGACGUUGAAUGGGGAGAAGGUGGAACACCAGAGGACCACUUUCGUUAAGCAGUUAAAACUAGGGAAGCUCCCUCAGUGUCUGUGCAUCCACCUGCAGCGGCUGAGCUGGUCCAGCCACGGCACGCCCCUGAAGCGGCACGAGCAUGUGCAGUUCAACGAGUUCCUGAUGAUGGACAUCUACAAGUACCGCCUUCUUGGACAUAAACCUGGUCAACACAGUCCUAAACUGAAGGAGAAGGCAAGGCCUGCGCUGGACCUGCAGGACGGGCCGGCAGCCCCCAAAUCAGUUCUGAAUCAGCCAGGGGGCCCCAAAACCCAAAUUUUUAUGAAUGGUGCCUGCUCCCCAUCUUUGUUGCCCACCCUGCCAGCCCCAAUGCCCUUCCCCCUCCCGGUGGUUCCGGACUACAGCUCCUCCACGUACCUCUUCCGGCUGAUGGCGGUUGUCGUCCACCAUGGAGACAUGCACUCCGGACACUUCGUGACUUACCGACGGUCCCCACCUUCGGCCAAGAACCCCCUCUCAACCAGCAACCAGUGGCUGUGGAUUUCCGACGACACCGUCCGCAAGGCCAGCCUGCAGGAGGUCCUGUCCUCCAGCGCCUACCUGCUGUUCUACGAGCGCGUUCUUUCCAAGAUGCACCAGAGCCGGGAGUACAAGUCUGAAGAGUGACUGAGCCGGCCCCAGAGCGAGACCUGAUGGCACUGUCCACGCCGUCAGGAGAAAGACGAAGCCAGGCCGCGGGUGUGCAGGCAGCCCCGCGAGAGUCCCCGCCUCCUGGUGUGUUCUGAGAGCAGUUCCCCCGGGGAGCAGGUGGCCCCAACACAAACCAAACCGCCCGGAGCCGCUCGCUAGGGCGCACCGCAAGGUGUCCUCGUCGUGUUAGCAGAGCACUCGUAUGUCUAGAGCACCUUUUUGCUCACCUGAUACAGGUGAUUAAAAGAAAUCAGACUCCGGGAGACAUCGUUUUUAUAUCCUGAUAUGCUAGGUGUUCGCAGACGGGCGUUAACUUUGUCACGUCCUCUGAUGUCUCAGCACAGAUCUUUUAUUUUUAAUAAGCAGGCCCAUCUGAAAAUUGUUGACAAGAGUUAGUGAAAUUAUUGAAGGCAACAAUUUAGAAGAAAAAGUGCCUUUCACUUCCGGUUGCUUUUGUAGCAUGUCCAUUCUGGAAAACGCACUUGCUCUAAGAGCCGCAGCAACACUUUCUGAAAAGCUCUCUUCCAGGUUUCUCAGUGGCUGGCUGAAGGACAGGUGACGGAUGCCUACAGAACACCUGCCUUUCCUUUUUGUACGUCUUUUUCUAGCCUUCCGACCCUUUCUAUCCAGUGAAAGCUCAUCUGCCAAAUCUGCCCCUCGGGGAACCCGUUCACGACCGCGUCGGUGCUAGUGACCGGCUCACUUGUUGCUUUUACCUUCAGUAUGGGACUGGGUGGGUUAUACACCCACCUGAACAGCCAGAACUGAGCGGCAUCGGCUCACCUGCGACCCCUCUGCUCUGUAGAAGAACCUUUCUCACAUAGAGACCCAGCUGGACGGUUAUUCUCAUCCAUUUAUUUAUUGCUCGUGUGGAGCUCGUAAGACUUACAGGUGGGGCCGGGGCUGCGUAAGAAGACAGCCCUGCCUGGAUCUGAGAGCCUGAUCCGGAAGGAAAGGCACUGACCCCGGGCUGCAGUCUCCAUGGACCUGUUUCCGCAUCAUAAAGUGAAGGGUUAGGUUCAGUGACCAUCCAAGGCCAGGCUUUUCCACAAAAAGAUGUCCAAGUUAUUUUUUAAACAUAGAACUCAGCUGACACCUAGUAUUGUCAUUCUGUUAUAGGUCCAUAUUCUAAAUGUAUUUGUUCCCAGCAGCCUAAUUCAGAGAGACUGCGGUGAGCAUUCUCUUCCCUCUUCAGGUAAGCCUCACGAACACAGACCAGGGCCGAAGGCAUUUUGAUGACACGGGAGCGUCUGUGUUUUAGCUAGAUUUUUUUUUGUAUUAAAAAAAAAAGAAAAAGGAUACCAAAUUCGUAUGGACUCUUCAGAGAGAAGAUUUGGAAUCAGACCCACCCACAAGGCCACCUGAGGUAAGUCUAGGACCUGCACUUCCUCUGGUGGGGGCGAGCAGGCGGACACUUCUAGACGAUGCCUCGGUGUCAGCUAAAAGCUCAAGAGGCCACGCUCCCGCCAGGCCCAGCUCGCAUCCUGAGGACGCAGACUCUCAUCACGGAUAGAACAUACUGUGAAGGUUCUCCAGGUCAUGGCCGGCGGGGUGAGGGGAGCAGCUGGAAGCGUUGGGUCCAUCCAUUCACUGCUGCUCCCUCCUGAUUCCGUGGCAGACCCUGGCUUUGAUGUUGAAACGAGCGUACCUACCUGUGUUACCCGAGGCUGGUGGAACAGAUACCCAGUCGUGUGACCUUAAACUGCACUGCAAACCUGUAGCUUUGAGUAACUGCUGCUCUGCCACUGCUCCUCUUUGAAACCUGCCGUUAAAGAGAGAUGCCGGGCACGGAAGGGCUGAUCCUUUGAACACGUUGUAAGCAGAUUGUUGGUCAGAGGCCUGGGUGGGAGCCAAGGUUGUAAAAUGAUACUGUGCAGAGUCUCUUAACUCGACUUAAAGCUGACUUCCUCAUUUUGUAAAUUAUCAGGCAUUACGUAGUGGCCAAAUAAUCUUAUUUCUAGUUUUAAGUUAUUUACAAAACAGCUUCUUUUUGCAAAAACCUAAGUUAAAGUAGUAGUUUAUGCCAUAAUAACUGCUGAUUUAUGUACUUGCUAAAGGUACCUUUUGUAUCUGCUGUGUAUUAUAGCAAUAAAAAUCAUUUUCAGGAAAAAA
Messenger RNA from Myotis lucifugus (little brown bat), 3725 nucleotides. It is a transcript of the gene USP30, whose product is annotated as ubiquitin specific peptidase 30. Gene Ontology annotation, molecular function: cysteine-type deubiquitinase activity; cysteine-type endopeptidase activity. Gene Ontology annotation, cellular component: cytosol; nucleus. NCBI's taxonomy places the organism in Eukaryota, Metazoa, Chordata, Mammalia, Chiroptera, Vespertilionidae. Bases 39 to 1589 code for a protein of 516 amino acids. The record is from RefSeq and is a predicted model, not a curated record. The transcript is spliced from 13 exons. Gene Ontology annotation, biological process: protein deubiquitination.